This is a messenger RNA of Chironomus riparius, 999 nucleotides long. The record is from the annotation of a GenBank genome assembly. Lineage: Eukaryota; Metazoa; Arthropoda; Insecta; Diptera; Chironomidae.
AUGAGUAAUUUAAAGGAUAAACAGUAUAUGCUUGUUAGUGCCAUUGGAAUCUUUGUAUGUUACUUCUAUUUUGGAAUCAUGCAAGAAAAAAUCACAAGAGGGAGAUAUGGAACGGAAGAGAAUGAAGAUGGUACAAUCGGUGAUAGAUUUACUUACACGUUAGCUUUAGUGGCUGUUCAGUGCAUGUUUAACUACUUAUUUGUCAAAGCUAUUCUUAUCGUUAAGCCACAACAAAAAGACACGACACAUACAGGAUAUUAUGCGAGUAGUGCUUUGACGUAUUUACUUGCUAUGGUCAGCAGUAAUAUGGCAUUAAGAUGGAUCAACUAUCCAACACAAGUUGUAGCAAAAGCAGCCAAACCAAUUCCAGUUAUGAUUCUUGGUGUAUUGAUUGGCAGAAAGUCAUAUUCACUGAGAAAAUAUUUAUUCGUACUUAUAAUCGUUAUUGGUGUUGUCUUGUUUAUGUACAAGGAAGGCAAGGUCAAUAAAAACUCGGAGAAUGCUGGCCUUGGAGAAAUUUUAUUGUUUCUUAGCUUACUUAUGGAUGGACUCACAGGCGCUAUACAAGAGAGAAUGCGUGCAUCAUCUAGGCCUUCUGCUCAACAUAUGAUGCUAUCCAUGAAUUCAUGGAGUUCAGUAAUGCUUGGUGCUGCACUUCUUGUCACCGGCGAAGGAAAAGAAUUUUUUGUAUUUGCGCUCAAGCAUCCUGAAUUAUUUACUCAUUUAAUAUUAAUCUCUAUAGCUAGUGCUUUUGGUCAAUUAUUCAUAUUUAUGAUGGUAGCCGGUUUCGGUCCACUACCAUGCUCCAUUGUGACAACAACUCGAAAAUUCUUUACAGUCUUAUUUUCCGUUCUAUUCUUUGGCAAUGUGCUGAUUGGAAGGCAAUGGUUUGGUGCAAUUUUAGUAUUUGUUGGACUCUUUGCUGACAUGUUCUAUGGCAAGAAGGAAGUAAAUAGCAAAAAGCCCGAAAACAAAAAGCUAAUUGAGAGCGAGAAAUGA